UCGAAAGAAGAAAAAGCAAAUGGCCGAUAUGGCUCAAUUUUCAAUGGUUGCAGUUUUUGCUGCAUUUAUAUUCCUUACAUGGAGAGAUCUCUCACAGACUGAACAAGCUGACGUACAUAAAGAUAUUAAAGCUCCAAAAUUAGCCUUAGCAACUCCCACAAUCAGAUUCCUUUUUUGUUACUCCUGAGGGUACAAGAAAGUUUUUGAGCAAUACGCUCAUGCUUUACAUGAGCGGUUCCCAGAACUGAGCAUCGAGGGAGAUAAUUAUCCUCCACCUCCGACUCGUUCUGCCAUUGCUCAAUUUCUCAGCAUAUUUAAAUUAGUUGUGAUAGUAAUGAUUGUUAGUGGACAGAACCCUUUUACACUUCUCAAUAUGGAUACGCCUAGUGUUUUUACCUGGGCUCAAGAAAAUAAAAUUUAUGCUUGUUUAAUGAUAUUUUUUAUCAGUAAUGCUAUUGAAGGACAGAUGAUAUCCACAGGUGCCUUUGAAGUCUCUUUUAACGAUGUUCCAGUUUGGUCAAAGUUAGAAACAGGAAGAAUACCGCAGCCAGGAGAAAUAUUUCAAAUUAUAGAAAAUCAAAUGAAAUUUAAAUCAGAUGGUGUGAAAUAACAUUACUGGUAUUUGUAAUCAUAGUUCUAUGGUUUAUAAAUAACCAAAUAAAGUUUGUCAUGAAGAGGAACCAACUGCAGCACAUCACAAAUCUGACUAAUGAAGGUUGGUACUGAAAGCAGCCAUGUUGCUGGUACCUAACUGGAUCAACCAAUCAGAAGCUGUGUUGUUUUACAGUUAGCCAAUCACUGAUAAUGUUUUGUUUGUUUACUUAUAAACUGAUUGUCCAUAUUUGUAUAUUUAUGUAAAUAUGAUUUUUGAUUAUUCUGUGAUGAGAUCCUUUACAUCAAAGCUUUACAAUAUUCCAACAUUCUUUUACUGGUUCAUCUGUAAAAUAUGAUCAUAUAUUUGUUCCUAAUUUCAUUUGUUUUUAAAUCAAUCUUAUUUUAUGUCUUUGAAAAAGAACUACAGAUGACAUACCAGUUAACAAAAUGUGUUUGUACCAUAAACUCAAACUGUUAUCAACAAAAAAAGGUUCAUUAGUGAACUUUUUUUGCAUGAUAUUUAAUGGGUAGAUGAACAGUUGUUAUUUAUAUCAAUUGUAUUUAUAGAUAUUGAAAAUAUCAAAAAGACAAGAAGACAUGUCAAUAAAACAUUUAGUCUUUAAAUUCAAAAAUUUUCUUUCUUCUCUAAAUAUAAUUUUUUUCAGAAUUUGUGUAUCUUGAAAUCAGGAAGGUAUACUAUGCUAAAGAUUAACACAAAGAAAUCUAAAUAAAUGUAUUUGAAUUCUUUUGAAAGUGAUUUGCAUACACCUUAUCGCUAUUCCCGCUUGACCCGAAAAUCUGUCCCGCUUGAACUUUUGACGUCAUACAACAAUCACUUUUCCAUUGUGGCGUCAGAUAUUUUCUAUUAUGACGUCAAAAUUUUACGGGAACUUUUGUGAUGUCCAGUAAUGGCGGACAAAUAGCGAUAAGGUGUAUUGUAAAGUGAACUUGAGUUCUUGCUUCUUUCUUUUCUAAAUGUCAAGUUUUCUAAUACAAAGAGAAUACAAAGCCAUAUGUCAUAUCCUUUUUCCACAACAUGUUCUUAAAACUGACAUAUCCCUGUCUGAAUUUAAUCUAACAACACCCAAGUUUUUAUUGAUUAGAAAUAAAGGUUUUAGAAUUUAACAGCAACAUGCUGUGUUUAAGUAAAGUCUUCUUUAACUUUUUAUACAUUGUGACUUGGAUGGAGAGUUGUCUCAUUGGCACUCAUACCACAUCUUCUUAUUUAUGAGUACUAAAUGAAAGCUCCAAGGUUUUAUCUUUGUCAAAUGGGUCAGAGGUUCUCUCGGGCACUCUGGCUUCAUCCACCAAUAAAAACUGGCCUCCAUGGUACAUGUAUAUAUAUAUAGCCUAGAGUGAUGAAAGAGGCUUUAACACAAUCAACCAAUCAAUCUUUGUUAAACAGGAAAUUUCUACAUUAAAUUCAUUAUUAUUGCAGCUGUCAAUGCUAAAAAUUAGUAUAAACUAAUAAUUAUUUACUGCAUAUAUUAUAUAAACGGAUGUCUGUACAUUGUUUACAUUUUGUUUUGUCUUGAUAUGAUGUAAAUGUGUUUUUUGUAUUGAAAUGAAUUUCAUGAUGUUAUAUUAUUUGCUGAGAAGUUGUAUUGUGGUGUAUACAUGGUGUUCAAAUAUGCAUUUGAUUUAAUGAUUACAUGUGGGUAUGUUUUUCUAAACUAGUCAAGUUCUGGUGUCAUUCAUGAAAACUUGAUUGUUUUACUCUUUACCAUUCCAUAUACAAAUGAUAUACCUUAAUUUCAGAAAUAAGUUGCCAUUGAUUUUAUAUUGAUUUUUAUAUAUUUUCCAGAUAAAUUUUAAAGUAAAAUUUGAAAUAAGAAUUCAUGGCAUAGUUUUUUAUGUCUAUCAUCUCUUUAGAUAUUAUUUCAGUAAGAUAAAUGAACAAAUUCUGCUGUAGAUUGAUUUGUGAACAAAUAUAAGAUUUUUCAGUAGAGAGGUGGAAAUUUAUUACAUCAUUGUACCUCCCGCAUUCUUAAUGUUUAAAUUACUGUUGUGAGGAGAAAUUAGAGACAAAAUUUGAAAUAUAUUUUGAAAUUCUAAAGUUUUUCGGUCAGAAGAAAUGUUUCAUCAGAUGAUACAACUAGCGAUCCUUAAUAAGAGAUCAUUUUAUGUUAUCGAGAGCUUCAUUCAUUAUAUAAUGAUUACAAAUAUGUAAGGAGAGAAGACGUUAGCAUUAUCAUGUAGUUUUUAUUGUGAUUAUGUGACUAUCUGUUACAUAAGAGAAAGAAUCAUAUAUCAUAAUAUAUCAGAUAUAUUUUUGUUUUUGGAUAAUUUUACAAACAUUGUCCUUUAGAUUUUGAAACAGCAAAUUAUGAUGCAAAUAAUUAAAAAGAGAAUAUUAUCACAUUGAUUUCUGUCUUGUUACCUCCCUUUCUUUUAUACCAGUCCCUUGUCAUGGCACUUUAAAAAAAAAAAACUUUCUUUCAGAACACAUAACAUUAAAUUGGUCAUAUAUACUGCAUUACAUGGGUUUACAGCCAAACAAGUAAAUCCUGAUCCGUGAUAUAUUAUAUAAGAACGAGAAAUGGUUCUUGUAAUACUGUGUUAGUAUAACUGGGUAUGUAAAUGUGAUAUAAUUAUAACUAGAUUGUAUUGUAAUCAGGCUCAAUGUUCAUUUACAGUAAAUAAUUGUUGUAUGAAAAUAAAUUGAUAUACUUUUGA
Messenger RNA from Mytilus californianus (California mussel), 3270 nucleotides. RefSeq names its product selenoprotein T2-like. The transcript has 5 exons. Lineage: Eukaryota; Metazoa; Mollusca; Bivalvia; Mytilida; Mytilidae. Gene Ontology annotation, molecular function: thioredoxin-disulfide reductase (NADPH) activity. Gene Ontology annotation, cellular component: endoplasmic reticulum membrane. The record is from RefSeq and is a predicted model, not a curated record. Gene Ontology annotation, biological process: cell redox homeostasis.